Messenger RNA from Austrofundulus limnaeus, 1472 nucleotides. Its product is annotated as GTPase IMAP family member 8. The record is from RefSeq and is a predicted model, not a curated record. NCBI's taxonomy places the organism in Eukaryota, Metazoa, Chordata, Actinopteri, Cyprinodontiformes, Rivulidae. Gene Ontology annotation, molecular function: GTP binding.
GAUCCUGGACCUCAUAUGUUCCUGUUGGUUCUGCAGCCUGAAUACUUCACUGAGGAACACAAACAGAGGCUUGAAUCAAUUCUUGAAUCCUUCAGUGAUCAAUCAUUUGAUCAUUCAAUAGUUCUGAUCUCAGAACCCAGAGAGGAAAGUUCUGGUUCUGUUGAACAGUUUGUCCAACAUCCAGUUUUGAAGGAUAUUAUUCAGAAAUGUAAAGUGAAAAUGUUGCUGAAAAAGAGUUUUGAGCGACAGGAGCUGUUAACAGUCAUGGGAGAAAUGCUGGAGGAGCUGAAAGGAGAACAUGUGACCGGUGAUGUUUAUGAAGAGGCUUUCCAAAGGUUACCUGCUGCUCUUCAAACAAAAGUGCAACAAGAAUCCAAACUUCAUGAGAACUCAGAACCUGCACACCCACUCAGAAUUGUUUUGUUUGGAAAAAGUAACGACAAGAAGUCAACCCUGGGAAACAUCAUCAUUCAGAAAACAGAAUUCCAUCCUCCAAAAUUAUUUUCAUACAAACAGUGUGUCUCUGCCAGUGGAACGUGGAACAGGAAACCAGUCACAGUGAUAAAAACUCCAGACUUCUCCAGUCUGUCUUUUGAAAAAGUGAGACAAGAGAUGAAGAACUGUGUGAGUCUCUGUCAUCCUGGACCAAAUGUUCUGCUGCUGUUAGUAAAACCUACAGAAUUCACUGAAGAUGACAGAAAAACCCUGAAGUUCCUCCUCAGUUUGUUUGAUCAAGAUGCCUUCAAACAUUCGAUGAUUCUCAUUACACAUGAUGAGAGGGGACAGAAUCUCUCUGUAGAACAACUCAUAAAACACUGCAGACAGAGUCACUUUCUGGACAGUAAAGAAAAUCAAGUCUAUGAACGACAGGAAUUAAUGCAAAAAAUAGAAACAAUUGUUUGUGAAAACAAGGGAGAAUAUCUUAAAUUAAAAGAAGGAGAUGAUUCUGUGAUGGUGUUCAAUGAGUCCAAACCAGUUCUGAACCUGAUUCUGUUUGGUAGAAGAGGAGCUGGGAAGACUUCAGUUGUUGAUGCCAUCCUAAGAAGCAGCAGGUUUGGUCCUCAGCCCGACCCAUCACAGUGUGUUAAAACCCAGGGAGAGGUGGGGGGACGGUGGGUUUCUCUGCUGGAGCUGCCUGCUUUGUGUGGGAAACCUGAAGAAGCAGCCAAAGAAUCCUUCAGGUGUGUCUCCCUCUGUGAUCCUGAGGGGGUCCAUGCCUUCAUCCUGGUCCUACCUGUGGCUCCCCUCACUGAUGAAGACAAGGGAGAGUUACAGAUCAUCCAGGACACAUUCAGCCCUCGAGUCAAAGACUUCAUCAUGAUUCUGUUCACUGUGGACUCAGAUCCUGCAGAUCCAGCUGUUCUUAACUUUAUAAAGGAGACCAAGGAGAUCCAGGAGCUCUGUCAGAGCUGUGGAGGAAGAUAUUUUGUUCUUAAUGUCAAGGACAAGAAGCAGAUCCCACAACUGCUGGA